AUGAAACUGCAACUUAAAAUCUGCCUCCAGGUCUUUUUGUGGCUUUGGUCUGAACAAGUGCUGCGAGAUGUGGCUGCAGGCACAACGCCAACUUCUAAAAUGACUGACUCACAAGUGUCUGAUGCAAACCUGAUGUUUGAGCUCCUGCUGGGCGGGGUGGAGGUCGACCAGGAUCAGAACAUCCUCCUGCUUGAUAAGGAGAUGGCAUCGAUGAGGUCGGGGCGCGCCUUCCUGUCUCAGAUCAAUGAUAACAUUCCCAGAAAGCGUGACUCCAUGGUGCAGAUGGUGGACGCGCUGGAGGAGCGGAGGACGAGGCCACUGACUCAGAAGCAGUUUGAUAGUCUGGUCCUGAGCAUGGUGUACUCUGCCCACCAGGCCCAGCACCAGGAGAGAGGAGAGGAACAGGCAGCCUGGGGAGAGGUGCUGCUCCAGCUGGCCAACGUUACAGUCCACGAGCUAAGAGGAAAUCAUCUCCUCAGUUAUGCUUAA
Molecule: messenger RNA, 489 nt
Organism: Limanda limanda (common dab)
Lineage: Eukaryota; Metazoa; Chordata; Actinopteri; Pleuronectiformes; Pleuronectidae
Product: protein FAM180A
Exons: 3
Coding region: 1-489 (162 amino acids)
Source: RefSeq, a predicted model, not a curated record